CCCUGGGCCGGAACGUUUAGCUGGCCGGAGGCGCGCCGCGGAGAGCAGGCUGUCAUGCCCUAUUGAUCCCCCCGCCCCCCGCCAAGUAUGUUUGGGCUGGACCAAUUCGAGCCCCAGAUCAACAGCAGGAACGCUGGCCAGGGCGAAAGGAACUUUAACGAGGCCGGACUAAGCAUGAAUGCCCACUUCAAGGCCCCGGCUUUCCACGCGGGGGGACCCCCUGGCCCCGUGGACCCUGCCAUGAGCGCGCUGGGCGAGCCCCCGAUCUUGAGCAUGAACAUGGAGCCUUACGGCUUCCACGCGCGUGGUCACUCGGAGUUGCACGCGGGGGGGCUGCAGGCACAGCCGGUGCACGGAUUCUUUGGAGCCCAGCAGCCGCACCACGGCCACCCGGGAGGCCACCACCCCCAUCAACAUCACCCCCACUUUGGGGGCAACUUCGGCGGUCCGGACCCAGGGGCCUCAUGCCUGCACGGGGGUCGCCUACUUGGCUACGGGGGCGCCGCCGCCGGCCUGGGCAGCCAGCCGCCCUUCGCUGAGGGUUAUGACCACAUGGCGGAGAGCCAGGGGCCCGAGAGCUUCGGCCCGCAGAGACCCGGGAACCUCCCGGACUUCCACAGUUCGGGCGCCUCGGGCCAUGCGGUGCCUGCCCCAUGCUUGCCGCUGGACCAGAGCCCUAACCGAGCCGCCUCCUUUCACGGCCUGCCCGCCUCCAGCGGCUCCGAUUCCCACAGUCUGGAGCCCCGAAGGGUGGCGAACCAAGGAGCCGUCGACUCGCUGGAAUACAAUUACCCUGGCGAGGCGCCCUCGGGACAUUUCGACAUGUUUUCGCCCUCCGAUUCCGAAGGGCAGCUGCCUCAUUAUGCGGCGGGUCGCCAGGUUCCCGGGGGCUCCUUCCCCGGUGCCUCGGCCAUGCCCAGAGCUGCAGGCAUGGUGGGCUUGUCCAAAAUGCACGCCCAGCAGCAGCAGCAGCAGCAGCAGCAACAGCAGCAGCAGCAGCAGCAGCAGCAGCAACAGCAGCAGCAGCAGCAGCAGCAGCAGCAACAGCAGCAGCAGCAGCAGCAGCAGCAGCACGGCGUGUUCUUCGAGAGAUUCGGCGGGGCCCGCAAGAUGCCGGUGGGUUUGGAGCCGGGAGUAGGCUCCAGGCACCCGUUAAUGCAGCCUCCCCAGCAGGCCCCGCCACCCCCUCAGCAGCAGCCCCCGCAGCAGCCGCAGCAGCCGCCGCCGCCGCCGCCGCAGCAGCCGCCGCCACCCGGGCUUCUGGUCCGACAAAAUUCGUGCCCGCCGGCGCUCCCGCGGCCCCAGCAGGGCGAGGCGGGCACGCCCAGCGGCGGCCUGCAGGACGGGGGCCCCAUGCUGCCCAGUCAGCACGCACAGUUCGAGUAUCCCAUCCACCGGCUGGAGAACCGGAGCAUGCACCCUUAUUCGGAGCCUGUGUUCAACAUGCAGCACCCCCCUCCCCAGCAGGCGCCCAACCAGCGGCUGCAGCAUUUCGACGCGCCCCCCUACAUGAACGUGGCCAAGAGGCCGCGCUUUGACUUCCCGGGCAGCGCGGGAGUGGACCGCUGUGCUUCGUGGAACGGCAGCAUGCCCAACGGCGCUUUGGACAACCACCUCUCGCCCUCCGCCUAUUCGGGCCUCCCCGGCGAGUUCACGCCGCCCGUGCCCGACAGCUUUCCCUCAGGGCCACCCCUGCAGCAUCCGGCCCCGGACCACCAGUCCCUGCAGCAGCAGCAACAGCAGCAGCAACAGCAGCAGCAGCAGCAACAGCAGCAGCGCCAAAACGCGGCCCUCAUGAUUAAGCAGAUGGCGUCGCGGAAUCAGCAGCAGCGGCUGCGCCAGCCGAACCUGGCUCAGCUAGGCCACCCCGGGGACGUGGGCCAGGGCGGCCUGGUACACAGUGGCCCGGUGGGCGGCUUGGCCCAGCCGAACUUUGAGCGCGAAAGCGCGGGCGCGGGGCGCCUGGGCACUUUCGAGCAGCAGGCGCCUCACUUGGCGCAGGAGAGCGCGUGGUUCCCAGGUCCGCACCCGCCGCCGGGUGACCUGCUGCCCCGCAGGCUGGGCGGCUCUGGCCUGCCGGCUGACUGCGGCCCGCACGACCCCGGCCUGGCGCCGCCCCCUCCCCCCGGCGGCUCCGGAGUGCUGUUCCGUGGCCCUCUGCAGGAGCCGCUGAGGAUGCCCGGAGAGGGCCACGUGCCCGCGCUGCCCUCCCCCGGCCUGCAGUUCGGGGGCAGCCUGGCCGGCCUGGGCCAACUGCAGUCGCCCGGGGCUGGGGUGGGACUGCCCAGCGCUCCCUCCGAGCGCAGGCCCCCGCCGCCGGAUUUCACAGCACCGGCGCUCGGGGGCCAGCCUGGCUUCCCGUUCAGCGCGGCGAACCGGCAGGCCACGCCACACAGCGGCCCUGGCGUGAACUCGCCCCCGAGCGCGGGCGGGGGCGGGGGAGGCACGGGCGGCGGCAGCGGAGGGGGCGCCUACCCGCCGCAGCCCGAUUUCCAGCCCAGCCAGCGCACCUCGGCCAGUAAGCUGGGCGCGCUGUCGCUGGGCUCCUUCAACAAGCCCAGCUCCAAGGACAACCUGUUCGGCCAGAGCUGCCUGGCCGCACUCUCCACCGCCUGCCAGAACAUGAUCGCCAGCCUCGGGGCCCCCAACCUCAACGUGACCUUCAACAAGAAGAACCCGCCCGAGGGCAAGAGGAAACUGAGCCAGAACGAGACCGACGGCGCGGCUGUGGCCGGCAACCCGGGCUCGGAUUACUUCCCGGGGGGGACCACCCCUGGGGCCCCAGGGCCUGGAGGCCCGUCGGGGACUAGUAACAGUGGCUCCAAAGCCUCGGGGCCGCCCAACCCGCCCGCCCAGGGGGACGGCACGAGCCUCUCCCCAAACUACACUCUGGAAUCAACAUCCGGGAACGACGGCAAGCCGGUCCCCGGGGGCGGCGGCCGGGGACGGGGUCGAAGAAAAAGGGACAGUGGUCACGUGAGCCCCGGGACCUUCUUCGACAAGUACUCGGCCGCGCCAGACAGCGGGGGCGCGCCUGGGGUGAGCCCAGGGCAGCAGCAGGCGCCAGGCUCAGCCGUCGGGGGAAGCUCCACGAGCGAGGCUCGCGGGGCUCCUACGCCUCACGAGAAAGCGCUCACGUCGCCGUCGUGGGGGAAGGGGGCCGAGUUGCUCCUGGGGGACCAGUCGGACCUCAUGGCUUCCCUGGACGGCGGGGCCAAGUCGGACGGGAGUUCCCCGCACGUGGGCGAGUUUGCCUCGGACGAGGUGAGCACGAGCUACGCCAACGAGGACGAGGUGUCGUCCAGCUCCGACAACCCCCCAGCCCUGGCCAAAGCGAGUAGGAGCCCCCUGGUGACAGGCUCGCCCAAACUCCCUCCCCGUGGGGUGGGCGCUGGGGAACACGGACCUAAGGCGCCCCCGCCCCCGCUCGGCCUGGGCAUCAUGUCUACCUCUACCUCCACCCCUGACAGCUACGGCGGGGGCGCGGGCCAUCCCGGCACGCCGGGCCUGGAGCAGGUCCGGACCCCCACGAGCAGCAGCGGUGCGCCACCCCCCGACGAGAUCCACCCCCUGGAGAUCCUCCAGGCGCAGAUCCAGCUACAGAGGCAGCAGUUCAGCAUCUCCGAGGACCAGCCCCUGGGGCUCAAGGGUGGCAAGAAGGGGGAGUGCGCCGUUGGGUCCUCGGGCGCGCAGAAUGGCGACAGCGAGCUGGGCAGCUGCUGCUCCGAGGCGGUCAAGAGCGCCAUGAGCACCAUCGACCUGGACUCCCUGAUGGCAGAGCACAGCGCCACCUGGUACAUGCCCGCUGACAAGGCCUUGGCGGACGGCGCGGACGACGACAAGACGCUGGCACCUUGGGAGAAGGCCAAACCCCAGAACCCCAACAGCAAAGAAGCCCAUGACCUCCCUGCAAAUAAGGCCUCAGCCACCCAGCCGGGCAACCACUUGCAGUGCCUGUCUGUCCACUGCACAGACGACGUGGGUGACACCAAGGCCCGAGCCUCCGUGCCCACCUGGCGGUCUCUGCACUCCGACAUUUCCAACAGAUUCGGGACGUUCGUGGCCGCCCUGACUUGAAUUGACAAGAAAUGCCCCUCCCCACCCCCCACCC
Messenger RNA from Lynx canadensis (Canada lynx), 4111 nucleotides. It is a transcript of the gene MN1, whose product is annotated as MN1 proto-oncogene, transcriptional regulator. The transcript has 2 exons. The record is from RefSeq and is a predicted model, not a curated record. Lineage: Eukaryota; Metazoa; Chordata; Mammalia; Carnivora; Felidae. Bases 88 to 4077 code for a protein of 1329 amino acids. Gene Ontology annotation, biological process: regulation of DNA-templated transcription.